AAGUAAGAGUUCCCGCCAGAACUAAGCAGCAAGAAAGACACCGUUAUGGCGUGCACGUCCGCGUCCCCUAGUGUCCGUCUUCGGCAGAGGCGUGUCAGCAAGGAAAGCGUAUGGCCUGCAGCUGCUCCGGGAACCGCAUGGCAGCGAAACAACAUUGGAGGCGGGGACUGUGGGUGGCGGCGGUCGGACACCGGCAGCUGUAGUGCUGAAAGUUAUUGUAAGAAACGGAAACGGAGGAGAGUUACGAUGACGGCCGAGAUCCAACAGUCAGAAAGCAGCAAUGCAGAGGAAGAAGAGGGUACCAGUUUAAAGAAGAGCAGUAGUAGUACUAGUGCCGUCUUCGUGAACCAGAUGCUAAUUAACCAGUUGAAGGAAGUAACUGGUAUCCAUGAUGUUGCACGUCUACAGCAAGCACUUAAGACCAGCAGUGGUGACGUAACACAUGCAGUAAACAUUUUGACAGAUGAACAAGCCAGAAAGCCUAGCCAGGAAGCCAAAGCAACUGAACCCUCAAAUGAAGAAGGAAGUGCUGCAGGUGGAAAAACAAGAACUGGUGUGAUUGAUCUCACACAUGAUGAUAAGGACGAUCUCCAGAAAGCCAUUGCACUUAGUUUACAAGAGUCUGAAAAAGCAGAAGCUGAACAUAGGGCUCUGAACAGGGCACUGGAGGCUAGUGCUGCUGAAAACAAACUGCAGUCAAAGAGAAAGCGUUGUGAGAUGUGGGGUGAGAAUGCCAAUCCUAAUGACUGGAGAAGAACAGACAACUGGCCUGUUGGAUUGAAAAAUGUAGGAAACACCUGUUGGUUUAAUGCUGUAAUACAGUCGCUCUUUCAUCUGCCUGAAUUUCGACGGUUGAUCCUCAACUGCCAGUUUACAAAAAGCAUACUUGAAAGCAACCGGAAUCCCUGUGAAAAAAGAAAUCUUGCCUUCAUGAUGGAACUACGCAGUCUGUUUUCUUUAAUGUUAGCCUCAAAUCGAAAAUUUGUCGAUCCUUCUCCAGCCCUUGGACUUCUGAAAGAUGCCUUUAGAACAACAGAAGCACAGCAGCAGGAUGUGAGUGAAUUCACCCACAAACUUCUGGACUGGCUGGAGGAUGCUUUACAGAUUGCAGCCAAUAUAAACAAUCGCAGGGAGAAGAAUGAAAACCCAAUGGUUCAACUUUUCUAUGGCACUUUCCUUGCUGAAGGCAUUCAUGAUGGUAAGCCUUUUUCGAAUGUGGAAACAUUUGGGCAGUACCCUCUACAAGUGAAUGGCUACUGCAACCUGAAUGAGUGUCUAGAAGGAGCUGUGCUUGAAGGUGAAAUUGAAUCUCUCCAUUCUGAUCAGUCCAGCCAGUCAGGACAAGAGCACUGGUUUACAAAAUUGCCUCCAGUACUGACCUUUGAACUAUCACGGUUUGAAUUCAAUCAAUCCUUGGGACAGCCAGAGAAGAUUCAUAAAAAACUUGAAUUUCCUCAGGUUAUCUACAUGGACAGGUAUCUACAUAAAAAUAAAGAAUUUGUUCGAUCACGGAAGGAGGAGGUCCGGAAGAUGAAAGAGCACUUAAGUGUCUUAAAACACAAAUUAGACAGGUAUAUGAACUAUGGAUCAGGUCCAUACCGGUUCCCAUUGUCUGACAUGUUACAGUAUGUGCUAGAAUUUGCAAGUACCAAGCCAACAUGCGUCCCACCUUCUCCAGACAGGCAAGUUUUCUCACCGCCUCCAGUGCCAGAACUGGACACCCCCCUUCCUAAUGCUGCUUCUCCUGUGCAAGCAAGUUUUUCUGAUGUAGAGAACAGAGGGACUUCUGGAAGUGACUCCUUGGAAACCGUUCCAUCUCCUCAACAAAGUACUGUCGAUCUGUCGGUCAUUGAAACCAAGUUUGAAGAAUUUCCAGCCCAACCAGCUCCACACACCAUUACUCAGGAGGAGCUACAGUUCAUCGAAGGCUGUCUGCAGCGUUGGAGGUCGGAGGUGGAACAUGAUAUAAGGGAGUUGAAGGAAAAUAUCGCCAAGAUUUUGUGUUCCAUAGAGCAGAUUUAUUCUCACCCUGUGCUUUCCCAGGUUCCAUACCAGCUGCAUGCAGUUCUAGUUCAUGAGGGGCAGGCCGUUGCAGGGCAUUACUGGGCCUAUGUCUAUGAUCACAUUCGAAUGUGCUGGAUGAAGUACAAUGAUAUAUCUGUGACAGAAUCGUCUUGGGAUGAGUUGCAACGAGACUCUUAUGGUGGCCAAAAAAAUGCCAGUGCCUACUGCCUAAUGUACAUCAAUAAAAACCUACCUCAUCUAAUUGCAGAACAUACAGAUGCAAACCCUGGACAGGCAGUUGAUGGGAUUCAUGCUCUCCCGCAAGAUUUAAAGUUUUAUGUAGAGGAGGACAAUCUGUACUUCGAACAUGAAGUCGAGGAAUGGUUAGAAGAAGAGUCUUGCAAAAUCCCUGCUGCUACCUCAGAAUCUCAGGAAUUCUCAUCCGGUACUAGUGAAGCACCAGUGUCCCCUAGUUCACAAGCAGCAAGGUCUUUGUCAUCAGAACAUGCAGUGAUAUCGAAGGAGCAAACAGCCCAAGCAAUAGCAAACACUGCAGAAUCAUUUGAAAAGAAUGGAGUUGAAGCUGCCCUGAAUGAUGCACAAGCAGAGGGCAGCGAGAAACAGGAAACACAGGCUGAUACUGAGGUAGCUACAGAAGAGAAAGGCUCUGUAAAUGAAAAAGAAACCGAGACUCAAACUAGCAUUCAGGUCUCUGAGGUGGAGAUUCCUAGUGUUGGCAAGCUCCUGGUACGACAUGAUUCCGAUGGAUAUGAUGAAGAGGUCAUGCUAAGUCCUGCAAUGCAAGGUGUUAUCCUGGCUAUAGCCAAGUCUCGGCAGGCAUUUGAUCGAGAUGGGCCUGAAGCAGGGCUUAUAAAGGCCUUUCAUGAGGAGUAUUCACGACUUUAUCAUCUGGCCAAAGAGGAACCCAUUUCUCACAAUGACCCAAGGCUACAACAUGUGCUAGUUUAUUUCUUCCAGAAUGAGGCUCCCAAGCGAGUGAUUGAACGAACACUUUUGGAGCAGUUUGCGGACAGAAACCUCAGUUAUGAUGAAAGAUCUAUCAGUAUAAUGAAGAUUGCCCGAGCGAGACUCAAGCAAAUUGGGCCUGAAGAUAUGGACAUGGAUGAGUACAAGAGCUGGCAUGAAGACUAUAGCCUUUUCCGAAAAGUGUCUGUGUAUCUGCUGACUGGACUUGAGCACUAUCAGCAUGGAAGAUGCAGGGAAGCUCUCACUUAUUUGGUGUAUGCUUACCAGCAUAAUUCAACACUGCUAAUGAAAGGGCAGAACAGAGGAGUGGAUGAAAACAUAAUAGCAUUAUACAGAAGGAAAUGCCUCCUGGAACUGAAUGAAAAAGCAGCGACAUUGUUUGAAAGUGGCGAUGAUAGUGAUGUGACAGAGGGACUGAACCUUAUGAAUGAGCUGAUCAUUCCAUGCAUGCAUCUGAUGAUAAACAAUGAUAUCUGUCAGCAGGAUCUUGAUGCAAUUGAAGUUUUGAGGAGUCGCUGGUGUUCUUACCUUGGUCAGGAUAUAGAUGAGAAUUUGCAACAAAAACUUAGUGAAUUUCUUCCUCGAAUGCUUGACUGUUCUGCAGAAAUCAUCGUUCUUAAGGAACCUCCAAAAAUUCGUCCAACUUCACCCCAUGAUCUCUGCAGCAGGUUUGCAGCUGUCAUGGAAUCCAUCCACAGUGGUUCAGCCGUCACUGUGACGUAAAAAAUUUGUCUGCAAAGUUCCUGACAGCACUGAACUCCGUGAUUUGUAUUAUGUGCCUGUAGUCAGGCCAGGUGAACUUGUUCUGAAACUCACAAAUCCCAGAACUGAUAGUAAAGCUGAAGGAAUUGGGGUUUGAUUCUCAGUGCUGUGGCAUUAGCUGCUAAGCCCUAGUUUUUUAUGGUGAGAUGUUGAAGCUGACAUUUUAAGAAUUUUUUAGUUGACUGUUGUGGACAUUAACCAGUUAAAUGGAAGCACUGCUGUACCUGGAAAGCUGUAUGGACGUAUACACUUUGCUGUUCACAUAGACUGUUCUUACAGGAGUCAGAGCAGAUUGAGUGGGAACACACCUGUGGAGAAAUAUUUACUGUAUUUGUACAUUUUCACAUAUUGCUCCUUGCACUUGAAAUGGUCUUUUUAGGCUGUGGGAAAUAGGGGGACACAAAACACUAGUGACACAAGCUAUGUAGUUACUUAAAACCACAAGCAAAACUGAUGGGGAUUCUGUGACGUUACAAAAUGCCAGCUGUAUGAUGACCUGCAAAUGUAAAGCCAGGUGUUACAUCUCAGAAAGUAUGCUUUCUGUUACCAAGUAUUUUUAUGUGCAAUCGCUGUGUACAUACAGUUGUCAGACAUGAAAUAAACUAUUUUUGAUUUUUUUAA
This is a messenger RNA of Protopterus annectens (West African lungfish), 4374 nucleotides long. RefSeq names its product ubiquitin specific peptidase 28 (gene USP28). Lineage: Eukaryota; Metazoa; Chordata; Ceratodontiformes; Protopteridae. Gene Ontology annotation, cellular component: cytosol; nucleus. The transcript has 26 exons. The record is from RefSeq and is a predicted model, not a curated record. Bases 46 to 3714 code for a protein of 1222 amino acids. Gene Ontology annotation, molecular function: protein binding; cysteine-type deubiquitinase activity; cysteine-type endopeptidase activity. Gene Ontology annotation, biological process: protein deubiquitination; regulation of protein stability; DNA damage checkpoint signaling.